AUGCGUAGUAAUACUCGCGAAAAUCUUAGAUCCCAGUACUUAUAUCUUUUUCACAGUUUGAACGCAUGCCUGUGUUCCCUACUACAUUUCUAUUCUAAUAUUAUUCAAUUAUUUCAAGGUGGUAGUGACAACAAAUAUGCCAACCAACAAAGCAGACAGUACCUCCCUCCCAGUGCUCGAGGAUAUGAUGAUGGAAGCAAUGGAGAGCCUGCGAACUACGACUUUGAAUACAUGGUCCAGGACGCUCCCUCCGACAACGACUUCGGUCACCGAGAGUCACGACGAGGGGGCCGAAGGGGACUGAGGGAGUCUAGUACGUCGUCUAACCUGAUGGAAGGAAACAGACCGUUGAAUAUGAAGCCGACCAGGACGGUUUCAAGCCCAGAAUCUCAUACGAGGACGUCGGUCAGGCUACGACAGUAA
Danaus chrysippus (African queen) is the source of this 423-nucleotide messenger RNA. Lineage: Eukaryota; Metazoa; Arthropoda; Insecta; Lepidoptera; Nymphalidae. The record is from the annotation of a GenBank genome assembly.